Molecule: messenger RNA, 1412 nt
Organism: Thecamonas trahens ATCC 50062
Lineage: Eukaryota; Apusomonadida; Apusomonadidae
Exons: 2
Coding region: 123-1412 (429 amino acids)
Source: RefSeq, a predicted model, not a curated record
ACGAGCUCGACGUUAUCAACUACCUCGAGUACCAGCGUCCGUUUACCCCUGCUGAGAUUACCUCUGCCUCACUCAAGCACUCGAUAGAGUUGGCACGGGACACACAAGGCAUUGCUGCUGUUAUGCUCAACUGGAAACGACUGGACAACCUGAGGGUGAUCAUGCAGAACCUGCGCGAGGCGGGCCACUACAGCGAGUUUGUGGUGUGGAACAACAACCCGGAUACUGUGCUCAACGAGGAGCUCAUCUUUGGUGAGCGGAUCCCGGAGCGGGUUGUUGUGGUCAACUCGGUGGACAACCUCAAGGACUUUGGCAAGUACCUCGGCUGCCAGCGGGCAGUGGCGGAGAUCUGCUACAUGCAGGACGACGACUGGGACUCGUCGAGCUACCGAGUGAGCCUGCUGUACUCGUUCCUUGGCCAGCCCGGCGUCGAACACGGGGUGACCAACGCGCGGACGUUUAUGCAGAACAUGGCGUGGACGUGCUACAACGCCGCUGCCAGGAUCCACGCUGGAUUCAUGUGGGGUGGGUGUGGCUCGGUCUUCUCGCGCGACGCUGCUGUCCGGCACAUCGGCCUGAUCAACUCGCUGCUCCCGGUCGAGUUCAAGUACAUCUCGGACCUGUUCUUUCCGCUGUGGUACAACCAGCCGCCGAUUGUGUACACGCUGCCGCUCGACCAAGGCGAGCUCGACACCAACGACGCCAUCUCGGAGCAAGAGGGUUUCAGCGAGUUUAUGUAUGAGGCCGGCAUCCUCGCCAUGGAUCGGCUCUGGACGGCCGACGAGAGCAUCUUUCGCAGCCGCAAGCGCAUGAAGCGGCAGAUCACUCACGCCAUCCGCACCGACGACGGCGGCAUGUUCCUCACCAACACGGGUGUCAACCGUGAGUUCGAACUCGAGACCUGCACUCUCGAGGACGACGCCGAGCGCUUCACGCUCGACCGCACGCCGUGCACCGACAGUCGGCGCCACUGCGGCGUCCGCAAUCACUACUUUGCACACCCGCCCAUGUUUGCCAUCGACGGCGAUCCAAAGACGUGCUACGAGGCUGCCGUCGCGCCCGGCCGACCCGCGUUCUUCGGCUUUGACCUCCUUGCCCCGCACAAGGGCGUCACCAUCCGCGCCUCGAUCGGCGCGUACGGCAAGGGCGCCCGCGACGCGCUCGCCCCUCUCACCACCGCCGUCAACGUCUCGAUCUCGCUCGAGUCCGAGGUCUGGCGCACCUUUGCCACGCCGGCCCUGGGCAUCUCGGGCCGUACCCUCGAAUCUCGCUCAUUCUCGCUCGACUCUCGCUCUAUGGCCGGUGAGACCCAGGUCUUCCGCUCCUUCAUCAUCACUCUCCCGCCCGUCGUUGACAUGUACGUGCUCCAGAUCUGCGAGCUCACAGUCAACGGUGACAAGUACGUUGUGUAG